Messenger RNA from Meloidogyne enterolobii, 1305 nucleotides. The record is from the annotation of a GenBank genome assembly. Lineage: Eukaryota; Metazoa; Nematoda; Chromadorea; Rhabditida; Meloidogynidae.
AUGACGAUAUUGAAGGUAAUAAUCCCAGAUUCUGUUAUUUAUGACCCUCACAGUUUGUGCAAUUUUUUGGCAAAAAAUCAAAUAACUCGAAUGCUCUUUACCCCUUCACUUUUGGAAAUGGUUUUGGAUACACAAGAUGAAGAAACACUUUCAAGGGCAUUUCAAUGUAUAAGAAUAGUUAUCUUAUGCGGAGAAGUUGUUACUUGUGCAUUAUUAGAAAGAUUUAUUCGUCAUUUUCCACAUGUUCGCUGCAUUAAUCUUUAUAGUAUUUCUGAAUGUCAUGAUGUUGCUGUAGCCGAUUUGAAUGAAUUUUAUAAUAAUAAAAAUGAAAGGCGUCAAUUUGCUCCUGUUGGAAAGGUAAUUGAAGGAGUUAAAAUUUUAAUUUUGGACGAGAAAACAAUGAAGCGUGUUCCAAUUGGUGUUCCUGGAGAGAUUUACGUAGCAGGACCAACUUUAGCAAUUGGUUAUAUUAACCGGCCAGAAAUAAAUGCUGAAAGGUUUGUUCCGUUACCUGAAGAAUAUCAAAAAGAAAUGGGAUCUCAACGAAUGUACAGAACUGGUGAUUGGGGUUAUUUAUUGCCCAAUUUGGUUCUUGAAAUUUGUGGACGUUGCGAUACAACAGUUAGAAUUAGAGGAUACAGCGUUGAACUCCAAGCAAUUGAAGCGGCUCUUUUAAAUUUAAAUCAUGUUCGUUCUUGUACUGUAAUUUCUAUUGGGGAUGAAGGUGAAGAUAAACAGUUAGCUGCCUAUAUCGUUUUGCGAGAUAAACAAAUUACUCGAAAACAAUUGAGAGCGCAACUGAAACGCGUUUUACCAUUUUAUAUGAUGCCUCAAUAUUUUAUUUUUAUGGAAAAGCUUCCAUUAUUGGCCGCGUCUUCAAAAAUUGACAAAAAAGCUCUUCCUUCAGUUAAUUUUUCUCGUGAUGUUGUUGAAAUAGAUGCAUUACCUCAAACAGAAAAUGAAAAGGACUUGGCUAAAAUUUGGAUUGAAAUAUUACAUUUGGGGAGUAAUGGACAUUUGGAUAUACAAGAAAGUUUUUUUGAUAUGGGAGGACAUUCUCUUUUGGCUGCUCGACUCUUAAAUGCUGUAAAUACUCGAUUUGGUUCACAUUUGGGAAUGCGUGAAUUAUUUACAGCUCCGACAGUUUACGCAAUGGCUAAAUUGUUAGAUGGUAGUCAAACAAUAGAAAGAUCAUCACCUGAACAAAUAAUUGAUUUGGAACAACAAAUAGAGGCAAAUGAUUUGAAAGGAGAUAUGUAUGUUUUUUUUGUUGGAGGGUUUUUAAAGGUCACUGUCUUCCGCUAG